CAAGACCGAGACCAAGAUCCAAAAAGUAAACAAAGCCACGUGACAAACAGGUCUUGGGGAGGAGUUACAUUUUUUCCUAUUUUACUGCUGGCGUGCACACCUGGCCCCGCACACCUGUCACGCCUGGCUCUGCUGUACCCGUGGCCACCCGUGCAGCUGUAUAUGAGAGUGCCCCAUGGCUCAAGAAUGGAUUACCCAAGGAUGCUAAGAGAAGUGGAAAUCUGGCAACCUUCAAGAAAGUAAUGGAGACUCACAUUCACUAAAUCCUACGACACUACAGACGUGAGGAUUGAGGACAACUUUUGGUGCUAACAUCAGUGUUAUAUUGUUGAUGGCCCUGUGGAGUGCCGUGUUGGCAUCGGAGCCCAGCCUGAAACCUCAGCAAUGAGAAAGAGAACGGAAGGGAGAGAAGAAGGGAACCAGGAGAUAAACGGUGGGAGAGGAAGAGAAUUAAGAUGAUGAGAAGAGAAAGAAAGAAGAAGUAGAAGUUGAGAGAAGCAACCAAAAAAAAAACAACAAAAAAAAAACCCCUCAACCUGAAACCAAAAUGUGGGGCGAGGACGCGGACGCAGAAAUCACCCAUGCGACCCCAGACGAGGCAGCGACCAUCCCCGAGGUCAAAUACGAGUACCUUGACCACCCUGCAGACGUCCAAAUCCACGCCUGGGGGUCGCGACUACGGGAGGCUUACGAACAGGCCGCCAUGGGAAUGUUCGGGUAUAUGACGGAUUUGGAAACGGUGGAUAUCGAGGAGGUGCGUGAGGUGGAGGCCGAGGCGGAAGAUCUUGAGGGUCUCCUGUUCCACUUUCUUGACGAGUGUUUGUUUGUGUUUUCGUGUGAGCCGUUCUUCGUCGCUCGGAAGGUGGAGAUUACGGAGUGGGUGGCAGAUGGUGAAGAGGAGGUGGAAGAAGGUAAAGGAGAGGUAGAGGAAGGGAAAGGAGGAGAAAAGAGUGAGGAUUCUAAAGGAGAGGAAGGGAAAGAAAGUAAGGAAAAGGAAGGGAAGGAAGAAAAAGUAGAUAAAAGUGAAGAAAAGGAAGAAAAGCAAGAAAAAUCAGCAGAGAGAGGGAAAGAAGGAGAGGAAAGGAAGGAAGGGAAAGGAGAGAAAGAAGAAAGAAAAGAUGAGGAAGAAGGGAAAGGAGAGAAAGAAGAAAGAAAAGACGAGGAAGAAGGAAAAGACAUAGAAAAAACAAAGAAAGGGAAAGGAGAGAAAGAGGAACCGAUGGAAGAAGAAGAAGGAGACAACGAAGAAGGAAGAGGAGGAGGUGACACAGACCGCGGAGGGACCGGAGGCGAGGGAACAAGUGGAGCUGAAGGGCAUGGUGGUUACGGAGGCACCGAUAGUGGAAGCCGAGUGUACAGAAUCCGCGCCAAGCUCUUCGGGGAGGAAUUCCAACUCGGCAAACACCCCCAAGGAACAGAGGUCAAAGCCAUUACGUACGCCAGCAUGCAGGUCUAUAGCAAGCCCGGCCAGCAUGAGGUGUUUGUGAUUAUUGACAUUUGAAGGGACGGAUGAAAACAAGCCUCCAGUUUUGCAGCUCCUUAGAAGUGAAAAAUAUUAGGAAUUAGUUGAUCAAAAUUGUUUACAGAGAGAGAAAGCUUGAAGUGUUUGUGAUUAUUGACAUUUGAAGACAGAUGAAAACAGCCUCCAGUUUUGCAGCUCCUUAGAAGUGAAAAAUAUUAGGAAUUAGUUGAUCAAAAUUGUUUACAGAGAGAGAAAGCUUGAAGUGUUUGUGAUUGUUGAUAUUUGAAGGGACGGAUGAAAACAGGCCUCCAGUGUUGCAAAUCCUUAGAAGUGAAAAAUGUUAAGGAAUUAAUUGUUCAAAAUUCCUUAGAGAGAGAGAGAGAGAGAGAGAGAGAGAUACUGAUACUCUCCUCUUAAAAGGCCUUACUAAUAUAUAGGAAAGAUUUCUAUGUGAACGAUAAAAAGUACAUAUUUGUUGAUUCAGGAAAAUAUCUGUGUCGAGAAGUAUAGAUAUUUUGUUGAUUGAAGUAGAAAAUUGUUUUGAUAAGUAAAAGUUUGUAUUGAUUGAAGUGAAAAUUUGUGUUAAGUAAAAUGUUUGCCUUGUUUUGAAUAGAGAUUUGUGUUGAGUGAAGUGAAAAGUGCGAUGCCAGAUUUUAAGGAAAGGAAAAUGUAUGUAGGAGUGUGGUCAAAUAAGUGUUAACCCAGUAGCAGUGACGGGCCAAAUUUGUGGCUUUACCGUGUAGCAGCGACGGGUCAAAUUUGUGGCUUUACCGUGUAGCAGCGACGGGCCAAAUUUGUGGCUUUACCGUGUAGCAGCGACGGGCCAAAUUUGUGGCUUUACCGUGUAGCAAUGACGGGCCAAAUUUGUGGCUUUACCGUGUAGCAGUGACGGGCCAAAUUUGUGGCUUUACCGUGUAGCAGCGACGGGCCAAAUUUGUGGCUUUACCGUGUACCAGCGACGGGCCAAAUUUGUGGCUUUACCGUGUAGCAGUGACGGGCCAGAUUUGUGGCUUUACCGUGUAGCAGUGACGGGCCAGAUUUGUGGCUUUACCGUGUAGCAGUGACGGGCCAAAUUUGUGGCUUUAUCGUGUACCAGCGACGGGCCAAAUUUGUGCCAUGAUAUAAACCCCAAAAAUAGAUGAUGCAUAAACUUAUCAUAAAUGCGUUGAUAUAUAUUAUGAAAUGGUUUGUGUGAGUGAUGAUUUUUUCUCAUUAUUCUCGCUUAGAGGGAAGGACCUUUAAGAAACAUGAUCCCCGCUGCUACCGGGUUAAGUGUUAAGUGACCGUUAGGUUUCUCACGGUGAGGAAGCUAACGGUUACUGCGGCUUCUCACUUAACACUUAACACUUAUUUGCCCACACUUUCGACUCCUACAUACAUUUUCCUU
Messenger RNA from Eriocheir sinensis (Chinese mitten crab), 2849 nucleotides. Its product is annotated as protein archease-like. Bases 548 to 1501 code for a protein of 317 amino acids. The record is from RefSeq and is a predicted model, not a curated record. NCBI's taxonomy places the organism in Eukaryota, Metazoa, Arthropoda, Malacostraca, Decapoda, Varunidae. Gene Ontology annotation, biological process: tRNA splicing, via endonucleolytic cleavage and ligation; regulation of transcription by RNA polymerase II. Gene Ontology annotation, cellular component: chromosome; nucleus; tRNA-splicing ligase complex. The transcript is spliced from 3 exons. Gene Ontology annotation, molecular function: DNA-binding transcription factor activity, RNA polymerase II-specific; RNA polymerase II transcription regulatory region sequence-specific DNA binding; chromatin insulator sequence binding.